Molecule: messenger RNA, 4041 nt
Organism: Zingiber officinale
Lineage: Eukaryota; Viridiplantae; Streptophyta; Magnoliopsida; Zingiberales; Zingiberaceae
Product: pentatricopeptide repeat-containing protein At5g27270-like
Exons: 8
Coding region: 47-3259 (1070 amino acids)
Molecular function (GO): protein binding
Source: RefSeq, a predicted model, not a curated record
CCUUCGUCUAUCCAUUUCAUCUUUGACUCUCUCUCUCUCCGUGGCGAUGGAAUGCCUCAGGAAUCCUUUCCUCUUCCCCUUGCCUCCGCCACAGAAUCCAAUCUCCCCGCCGCCGGCCACCAUCAAGCGCCGCCCUAGGUUGCUCGAACUCACCCCACCCGUCCGGUCCUCCAUCUCAUCGGACCCGUGGAGCCUCAGCGACGGGAAUUCCCGCAAGAUCCGAACCCUCCCCUACCGGCGUCACCCGCGGAAGCCGCUCUCCGACGAUGACGCCCGCCGCAUCAUCCACGCCAAGGCGCAGUACCUCAGCCGCCUCCGCCGCAACCAGGGGAGCGGCGCGCAGACCCCUCGGUGGAUCCGCCGUACCCCGGAGCAGAUGGCCCAGUUGAUUGAGGAUGACAGAGAUGGGAAUUUGUACGGGAGGCAUGUGGUUGCGGCGAUACGGAAAGUCCGUGCGCUGGCCCAGCUCCCAGACGGGUCGUAUAACAUGCGGGAGGUGAUGGGAUCGUUUGUGACGAAGCUGAGCUUCAAAGAGAUGUGCACUGUACUCAAGGAGCAGCGCGGGUGGCGCCAAGCUAGGGACUUCUUUGCAUGGAUGAAGCUGCAGCUAUGCUACAGACCUAGUGUUAUUGUCUACACUAUUGUUCUGAGAAUAUAUGGGCAAGUUGGCAAGAUUAAACUUGCUGAACAGAUUUUCUUGGAGAUGCUUGAAGUGGGUUGUGAACCGGAUGCAGUUGCUUGUGGAACUAUGCUUUGUACAUAUGCUAGGUGGGGAAGGCAUAAAGACAUGAUGUUAUUUUAUUCUGCCGUGCGCAGGAGAGAUAUUUUACCCUCUAUUGCUGUUUUUAAUUUCAUGGUUUCCUCUUUGCAAAAGCAGAAGCUGCAUGAAAAGGUUAUCCGGCUAUGGAAGCAGAUGUUGGAUGAUGCAAUAGAGCCCAACCGUUUUACUUAUACAAUUGUUAUAGCCUCCUACGUCAAGGAGGAACAACUGGAGGAUGCUCUUGAUAUUUUUCAGAAAAUGAAAAAAGCUGGUUUUGUGCCUGAGGAGGCUACACAUGGCCUCCUCAUUUCUUUAAGUGCUAAAAAUGGCAAAGGGGAUAUGGCUUUACAAAUUUAUGAAGAGAUGAAAUUGUUGAAAAUUGUACCAAGUAACUAUACUUUAGCUUCACUAUUGACAUUGCAUUACAAAACUGCUGAUUACUCAAAAGCUCUAGAUCUUUUUUCUGAAAUGCAAAGAAACAAAGUUCUCCUUGAUGAGGCCAUAUAUGGAAUUCUCAUCAGGAUAUAUGGAAAACUGGGCCUAUAUGAGGAUGCACUAAAAACAUUUGAGGAUGUUGAAAAAAUAAGUGCUCCAAGUGAUGAAAAAACGUAUGUGGCUAUGGCUCAUGUUCAUCUUAAUUUUGGAGAGUACGAGAAAGCUAGAAAAGUUAUUGAGCUUAUGAAAUCCAGAGAUGUUGAGCUGUCAAAGUUUUCAUAUAGUGUUUUACUUCGCUGUUAUGUGUUCUUAGAGGAUGUGGUUUCUGCCGAAGUUACUUUCCAGAUGUUAUCUAAGACGGAGCUUCCUGAUGCAGUUUGCUGCAGUGACUUACUUAGACUUUAUGUAAAGUUGGGCCUCCUUGAAAAGGCCAAGUCUUUAGUUUCACAUCUAAGACAAUCGGAAAUACAGUUUGAUGAAGGUCUUUAUAAGGCCAUUUUGGAAGUAUAUUGCAAAGAUGGAAUGAUAGACGAGGCUGAAAAUUUGGUAGAAGAAAUGGAAGGUGUUGGCUUGAACAUAGAUAAAACCGUAAGGACAUCAAUGAUGGCAAUGUAUGGUGAAGUUGGAGGAAUUCAAAAAGCAGAACACUUGUUGAAGAAGCUAGAUGAACCAGAUUUUGUAGCACUUAGUGUAAUUCUUUGUCUGUACCUAGAAAAUGGUGACACUGAAAAAUCCAAAAACAUUCUGAAAUCUUUGUGUCUGAUGGAAGCUGGUGUAUCUUCUGCCAACCAGCUGAUUUGUAAAUAUGCAAGGGAAGGGAGAAUAGUUGAAGCUGAAACCUUGUAUAAGCAGAUUUCUGAGAUAGGCUAUAAGCCUGACAAUUCAGCUAUUUCUUCUAUGAUUACUCUUUAUGGACGAUUCCACCAACUGAAACAAGCUCAAGAAGUAUUUGCCUCAAUAUCACACUCUUCAAAUUCUGUAGACGCUGUUUACAAUUCCAUGAUAGAUGUUUACUGCAAGUCCGGAGAAAUCACUGCAGCAAUACAGCUGUAUGAAGAAAUGAUUAGCAAAGGCUAUACUCAGGAUGCUGUUUCUAUCAGCAUACUUGUCAAUACUUGUACUAAGAAUAGAAAAUAUCAGGAAGCAGAAAGGAUUAUUGAGUACAAUUUUACUAGGGAUGUGGAACUCGAUACUGUAGCCUACAAUACUUUUAUCAAGGCAAUGCUAGAAGCAGGUAAGCUACAUUCUGCACUGAGCAUAUACAAUCGCAUGAUUUCAUCUUGUGUUCCUCCAUCUCUUCAAACAUACAACACGAUGAUCAGUGUGUAUGGUCAAAAGGGGAAGUUAGAAAAGGCCAUUGAGAUGUUCCAUACCGCACAAGGAUUGGGUUUGCCAAUAGAUGAGAAGGCCUACACCAACAUAAUUAGCUAUUAUGGAAAAGCUGGUAGGAUUGAAGAGGCAUUGCAGUUAUUUGAAAAAAUGAAGGAAGUUGGAAUACAACCUGGAAAGAUUAGUUAUAAUACAAUGAUUAAUGUCUAUGCCACUUCUGGACUCUAUUUGGAAGCAAAAAAUCUUUUCCAAGAGAUGCAGACGGCUGGGCAUUUUGCAGAUUCUCUUACAUAUCUUGCGCUCAUCAGAGCUUGUACAGAGAGUAAGAAGUAUUCAGAAGCAGAGAAAACUAUUCGUAGGAUGCUGGAGGAAGGAAUCACUCCGUCAUCUGCUCAUUUUAACUAUUUAAUCUUUGGCUUUAUAAAGGAUGGAUUUGUGUCAGAAGCAGAAAGAGUUGUUGCAGAAAUGAAGCUGACAGGUUUGAAUCCUGAUUUGGCAUGUUGUAGAACCAUGAUGAGAACAUAUAUGGACUAUGGGCUUAUUGAGGAAGGUCUCUCCUUCUUCGAAACCAUUAAUGGGUUUCUAAAGCCUGAUGGAUUUAUUUUAAGUGCUGCUGUCCAUCUUUACGAAUUCGCUGGAAGGGAAUCUGAAGCAGGGGAUGCUCUAGACACAAUAAAUCUAUGUGGGCUCUUAUUUCUAAGAAACCUGAGAAUUGGAUCAAAAACACAACCUUAAUCUAUCAAUAUGAUGCUGUGGAAGUUAUCAGCAUUUGGAAGUAAACAUUAGCCAGGUGCUAAAGGAUAAUAAAGAUUGUGACUCAAGUCCAAGUACAACAACAAACCUGAGAGCUGGAUGAAAGACUCCGUAGCUUAAUUUGGCAUCUGAUGAUUAAGGAAGAUGGUCAGAAACUGGUCAGUGAAUGUCUACCAGAUGCUAAAAAAAUGGUCAGAAUCUGGGAAUAAAGUUAUAGAAGCUACCUCUAACAACCGACAGAGAUUAUGGCUCGGAAAGUACAAUCACAGAUGUUUAAUUCAUGAUCGAGGUUUGUGAGGUUUGUCUUGGUCGCACACUGUAUCAUUUUUUCUUGGUUCGACAUAGAAACAGCAUUGGCAUUCACCAGGUACAAGAUUUACAUAAUGAAACUGGUGUUCUUUUUAGUUGCAUAUGCUCCCUUUAUAUUAUGAUUUGUCGGUCAAGAUGCAGUGAGAAUAGCUUGUGUGCUUGCAAAGAGGUAAAUUUUCAGAACGCUCGAGCGAGAUACAAUUUUCAGAACGCUCGAGUGAGAUACUAUGAAGCUGCAGGACUGUUGCUUCCAAACUUGGAAUUUGUAGCAGCAUUAGAUACUUGAAAUAGAUUUGUACGUCACCUGCAAACAGAUUGCGGCCUUGAGGAUGGAUCAAUUAAAUUCCUGAUGUACUAUAGUUGAUUUUAUUGUAAAUCUAUCAGGCUUUUUUUUCCUUGUUUAUGUAACAAGAAAUACAUACAAUUAAUAGGAGCCUGGUUCUUUAUUAUUUUUA